AUGUCAUCCAACUCCACUUCUGCUUCUGCUUCUGCCCUGCUGCCUGCCAACCAGGCGCUCAUCGCUCUGAUCGCCAGACUCAAUGAGAUGGCUGAACAGGUGCUCCGGUCCCAGUCGGAGGAAGAGAAAAUGGGAUUGAGCCGGAAGAUUGCUCGUGAAGUGAAUGACGCGAUUCAUUCGCAUGGGAGGGUCGCUACCUACAUCCCCCCUCGCCUGCUAGGCGCACCACUCAACUGGCAGGAAGUCCCGGACUGGAACCGCGUUGGGCACAACCAGGAGAUGUGCAUGAAGCAUCCAUUGUAUGGUAAGACAUUGGGUGCUGCACCGGCGGUCAUCACACCUGCACCUGCACCUGCACCUGCACCUGCACCUGCACCAGCCCCAGCCCCUGCACCAGCGGUCAUCACACCUGCACCUGCACCAGCACCAGCACCAGCCCCAGCCCCAGCCUCUGCACCGGUGGUCACCACACCUGCACCUGCACCAACACCCUCAAAGACACCAGCACCAGCACCAGUCCCACCCCCAGUCCCAGGCCCAUCACCGGUGCCUGCACCUCAGCCUGUUCCAUCCUCUGGUCAGUCAUUACCAGCCCACCGUUUCAGCAUUUGCAUCCCUGGAAAUACAGCAUCCGGUGUGACCGCACCGGCUGGACCCUCCAAAUCGCACAAGCGAGAACUCAGUACUAGUCCCCCUGUGUGUCAGUUCAAGAGGGCCCGGAAGUGUCUCCUCAAGUCAAGGGAAGUCUUGUCCGACACCAACUCUGACAAGGUGAAGCUGAAGGUGAAGAGCAAAGGGAAAGCAAAGGGGAAGGGGAAAGGGAAAGAGAAGGCAAAGGCAAAGGUACCAGAAGAUGAUGAGGAUGAGGAUGAGGAUGAGGAGAUGGCGACUGAUGUUGAUGAUCUUCCAGUCAUCCAGGCAACGCCAGAAGUCGACGCGAAACCCCUCCAAACACAAGACAUUCUUGUCCUUCCACAGAACAAGGGCGCUGCACCAGAGGGAAGUGAGACGGAUGAGAUUCCGGAAGAUGAAGAUAAUGAUUUGGAGGGUGAUGAUACCCAAGGCAAGCGAAAGGCCACCAUGAAGCCGGGGAAACAACACAAACCUUCUACAUGUCCCGUGGGCAAGGACCACAGCAAGAAGGGCAAGGGCCAACAGCCGCCGGACGUUGAUGGACCUUUACCUCAUUGCGAGAGAUGCCGGUCGAAGCAUGUGCAGUGCAUCCUGUGGUUGAUGAAGAAAGGUGAGGUUGGCCUAAGUUGCACCUUGUGCCAUCUGUGGAAGAUGGCAUGCAUCAGGCCCGACCCAGUGUCCACGGACAGCACCACUGUGACCACCAUCACCCCCAGCAUCGCCGCUACACCACCUGCAAGAGCCAUCACCACUCGCUCCAAGAUGAGCCGGUCAAAGACCACUGGACAGAGCAAGACCGGUGGGCAGUCGUCCAAAGGCAAAGACAGGGAUAUUCGACAUCCCAGUCCCAUCCAAGAGGAAGAGGAUGACGAUGUCCGGAUGAUCAAUGAUGCUCCAGAAGUGACUGGUACCGGCGGUACCACACCACAACCAGCGCCUCUCACAUCGGUAGACGAUUUCCCCGCAGACCACUGGAUCGAACCGGGCACUGACGACAUGCCACCUCCACCACCGGUUAUGGCCCCAGAGGACAACAUCCGGGACUCACCCAUCCCUCCGCACCCUCUCGCUAAUGAGGAGAUGGAGGCCAUGUUGGCCCAGAUUCGCAUCGAUAUGGAGGCACUCUGGACACACGAUAGGAUGGAAGUUGACGUCCGGCAAGAUCACCUGGAGCGUUGCAUCGAAGUCGCCGAAGGAUCGGAUGCUGCCAUGACCAUGCAGAUCGACCGGAUACAGGGGGAUGUGGACGCGCACCAAAGACUCAUAACUGAGUUGUCCGUCCAACUUCAAGCAGUUGUGAGGUAUAUGAGGGGGGAUAGGUCCGAUGAAGGGACAGCAACAACCCCACCGGCAUUCAAUCCACCCCCCAUUGUCGCCAGCCCAUCCAUCAGUGCAUUCGGUCGCACGUUGACCAACGACGUCUUCACUCCGGAUGCAUCUUGGAUGAGCGCCCAGACCGGUGGUGAUCUCAUUGGCAUUGAAGACGGCUCACCGGUCGCAAGGCAAGCACGGGCGCCAUCCACUUCCACCAUCAACCCGGCACUCACCACAACAGUAUCCGGCCCAUCUGUUCCUCCGGGUGAUGCACCACCGGUACCACCUCUCAUUCUCCCAGUGGGGUCCAUGCCUUCACCUGGCACCCUUCAUGCAUUGAUCACCAGAGGGCCAUCAAAUGUGCUGGACAAUGGUCAGUCCACCUCGGCUCCUUUGUCAUGCCGACAAUAUGGACCUCUAUCCCUCCAACAUGGUCAGUCAGCGAGCACUAGGCAUGCUAAGAAGCCUUCCAGUGAUACGGAGAAGUAA
Suillus paluster is the source of this 2436-nucleotide messenger RNA. RefSeq lists its product as uncharacterized. The transcript has 10 exons. NCBI's taxonomy places the organism in Eukaryota, Fungi, Basidiomycota, Agaricomycetes, Boletales, Suillaceae. The record is from RefSeq and is a predicted model, not a curated record. The coding region runs from base 1 to 2436 and encodes 811 amino acids.